Molecule: messenger RNA, 1706 nt
Organism: Brassica napus (rape)
Lineage: Eukaryota; Viridiplantae; Streptophyta; Magnoliopsida; Brassicales; Brassicaceae
Exons: 2
Coding region: 1-918 (305 amino acids)
Biological process (GO): positive regulation of transcription by RNA polymerase II
Molecular function (GO): DNA-binding transcription factor activity, RNA polymerase II-specific; protein dimerization activity; RNA polymerase II cis-regulatory region sequence-specific DNA binding
Source: RefSeq, a predicted model, not a curated record
AUGAAUAUUCAAACAGUUAUAAAAAGAGAAGACGAAUCAAGGGUUUCUAUUUUCGUCUCACUCUCUCCCUCUUUCAUUCACUUCUCGCAUCGAUCCAUCAUCUUUCUCUUCUCUUUUAGGUCAACAAUGGCGAGAGGAGGAACAAAGAGAAAGAUUGAGAUCAAGAAACGUGAAACCAAAGAACAACGAGCGGUGGCUUACUCUAAACGCCGUAAAACGCUCUUCUCCAAAUCCGCCGAGCUCUGCUGUUUAUCAGGUGCAAACAUCGCCGUCUUCGUGACCUCUCCGGGAGAUAAACCCAACGUCGCCUCCUCCUUCUCAGGUCACGCCUCUGCCUCAGAGAUUGUUGAUUGUUACUUCAACGGCACGCUUCCUCCGAAGAUUAGUGUUCCUGAAUCCAAGUCAGGGUUUUGGUGGACGGAUCCUGAUCUUUACAGUUCUUGCGAUGAUCUCUCGCAGUUGGAUGUGAUCGAGGAUCUUAUUAAGAGGACUAAGAAGGAUUUGAUGGAUUGCCUUGAGAAGCAAGAAAAGUCUAGGGUUUGUUGCUUUGAUUCCCAUCAAAACCCUAACUCCUCCUCACAAGCCGUCACUAUGUAUCAGAACACUAGCAAACCUCUCGACGGAUCUUCACAAGUAAUCUAUGGUGGUGAGUCUUCUUCAGGUCAAUCUCGUUACUUGGUGAACAAGGAUGUUGGUAACUGCUUAUGGGAGACAAAGAAAGAGAAUAACCUAAUUAUGAGUGUACCCCAAGAAAGAGAACAAACACAGUCGAUUAUCAACGUGGAUGGUGGUGAUGAGGGUCAGAGCUUUUGGGAUGAACUCUAUAACGAAGAUAUGUUUGGUCUUAAUAACGGUGAAGACGAUGUCAUGAUCGACAUUGGAGAAUUUCUCAACGAAAUAGAGAGUGGGGAAAGUUAGAACUAUUUUAAAACUCUUGUUAUAAUCCUUAAUUAGGUACUAUUUUUAUGAAUAUGUAACGACGAUGUUGAAACUAUUUUCAUUUUGGGAAAGCUAAUUUUUCUCUCAGAGUUUGUCUCUUAAUUUGAUUGUUUGUUCAAACAGGAUUCUUGUAGAUUAAUCAAAAUAUUCGUUAUAUCUGGAUACUGUUUGUUUAUAGCUUUUUUUUAAAUUUCACUGAGUUAUGGAGUAGUAAUAUUUUAACAUACAACUAAAGCAAUUUGAUAACAUAUAUCUUCGGCUUGUUUCUAGAAGCAAAAAAAAACCCAUAAAAUUUUAAGUUCUUUCUACCAAUAUAUAUUUUUCUGCAGACUAACAGAAACACGUAAAGGACAUGGGAGUAGAAGAAGAAAGAGCUGCUAGAGAAAUGCCUGUUCUAGAGGCUAAUGAUAAGACUCAAUCUAACAUUGAUGUAAGAGAGCAUCGAUGUAAUAGGUUCCGUAGUCUAAAGAAGACGAAGGGGAAGUCGUCGGUCUGGCCAAUGUUUUGUAAGAGAAGAAACCAUUAUAGUUUGAAGUUAAAGAGAGGCAGAACGAGAAGGGAGUUGUGCAGAUAUGUUUUUUUUUUUAGCAACCGGAGUUGUACAGAUAUGUAAAUUACUCAAGAAAGAGAAUUUUUGCGAGGGAGGAGGAAACAAAAAGCAGCUCUUUAGGCACCAUAGAUGAUGAUCAGAUACGUCAGGAUAUGUGUGUUUCCUUGAGCUUAUGAUGCAUAAACAAGGUUUUACUUGCUAUCGAAAAUGUGAUGCU